AAAUGUAAAUAAAACUCAAAAAUAGCUCUGAUCAGGAACUCUCGCCCACAAAACUCACACUUUAGAAUUAAGGGGCUUUUCUUAACCCACACAAAGAGUAAGCUACCGCUCUUAACUGAAGUCCCUCCACACCAACAAUCUCAUUGCAAUGGGUACACAAGGCAAGAACGUGGACUUCAGCGUUUUGGAGUUCGACAACUACAACGACUACAUCACCUCCUUUGCCACCGUUAAGGACUACCGAUAUCUGAGCAAUCAGAACACGAUCAAGACCAUCGUCCAGCUGGGCUACCGCACCACCAAGAUCCCCUAUACUUCCGAUGAAUAUGUGAAGAGGGUCGACAUUGCCUUGGAGGCCAUUAGGCCGAAGACAGCCCACGUAGGGCUGUUCAGCGAUCUUAUGGCGCCGACAAACGAGGACCCAGUGCUUCUGGAGUUUAAGUCUCGCGAGUUGCUCAACUUGAACAAGAUUCUCUCGACAAUCGUAUUUACCUCGUACAUCAACAUCGACGGGUCAGAGAUCUCCGGCUACAUUGACCUGGACAUGAGCUGGCGCAACUGCUACCGCGAGGCCAUCAGACACACCGACUGGCGGGGAGUCUUUGGAGGUAAAGCGCGGCUGAAGCCCAUGCCCCACCACCUCAGCUAUUCGAAUCCGCGGUACAACGUGGUCAAGUACUCCGACAGCGACAACUACCAGGUGAUGCACGACCACAACUACGGACUGAUGUUCAUGCACCGGGGCGAUCACAAGAUGAUCUCGGUGGGCGGCCAGGUCAACAUGUACUCGCGGAACGCCAAGCGAUCGAUGGUCUACUCCCCCAAGUUCGGAUAUGUGGUCUUCUACGAUCACUUUGUGCGCAAGAAGGUCUAGAGGGAGGUCGGUGAAGUCUUCAUCAAAAUUAUGAAAUUAUGGUAUGAUUAAUAAAGUAUAGGAAUAAUCUGAA
Drosophila rhopaloa is the source of this 947-nucleotide messenger RNA. Its product is annotated as cilia- and flagella-associated protein 299. Lineage: Eukaryota; Metazoa; Arthropoda; Insecta; Diptera; Drosophilidae. The coding region runs from base 149 to 874 and encodes 241 amino acids. The transcript is spliced from 2 exons. The record is from RefSeq and is a predicted model, not a curated record.